AUGCUGUUGCAAACAGACAGCGAGAGGUAUCCCCGCAAAAUCCAAAAGCUUUUCGCUCCUAGACUACCGUUUCCUUGGAAGAAGCCUAUCGAUCAUCCGCCAGAAAAACGCAGGACUACACCCAUCACGCCGAUCUCACUGUGGAGAGACGAGAUCGAGAAGUACAAGGCUGACCAUCCACCUCAAGCGAAGGAGGAAGAGCCGAAGAAAUCCAAAAAGCAACUUCAUGACGAAUCACAAAGAAGGCAGCUGGAAGCCUGGGAAGACACCGAGCUGUUCGAGCAGAAUGAGUUCAUCAAAGACCCUUACAGAACCGUCUUCAUUGCACGCCUUCUAUAUUCCCUAACAGAGCUCGACAUAUCCAAGUUAUUCAACAAGUUCGGCGGCAUUGAGUCAAUUCGUGUGAUAAGAGAUACAAACACUGGUCUUUCACGAGGCUACGGCUUUAUAGUGUUUGAACGUGAGCAGGACGCCAAAAACUGUAUUAAAGAGUUAGCUCCCACUGGACUACCCCUAGAAAAACAGCCAUCCGAGGUCAAACCUCGAAAAAUCUUGGUUGACAUGGAACGUGGCCGGACUGUCAGAAACUGGCGUCCUCGGCGUCUUGGUGGUGGACUUGGUGGACGUCAUUAUUCACUGUUGACUGCCCUGCUGUCGAGAGAUGCCUCGGCAGCAGCCUCUGGAAGAAGAACAAAUCUUUCGUCCAAUCCUUAUCAACAAUCGCAGUCUCUGAGCUACGGCAAAUUCAACAAAAGGCCACCAUCGGACCGUCUUGGUGGUCCAGCCAAAAGAUUCGCUCCUUCAUCAGGUGCCCCAGCACCAGCUUAUGGCAGCAUAGCAUCCACUUCUGCUAGCAGAACUCCUCAGUCAAUCAGGGACAAAUACGCUAAAUAUCUGAAGCCCGGCGAUGGUGCUUCUAGCAGAGACUCCGGCUCUGAUUCGAGAUCUAUUCGUUCGAUACGACGCGGAUAA
This is a messenger RNA of Candidozyma duobushaemuli, 972 nucleotides long. Its product is annotated as U1 snRNP complex subunit. The record is from RefSeq and is a predicted model, not a curated record. The transcript has a single exon. NCBI's taxonomy places the organism in Eukaryota, Fungi, Ascomycota, Pichiomycetes, Serinales, Metschnikowiaceae. The coding region runs from base 1 to 972 and encodes 323 amino acids. Gene Ontology annotation, biological process: mRNA splicing, via spliceosome. Gene Ontology annotation, molecular function: U1 snRNA binding; mRNA binding. Gene Ontology annotation, cellular component: U2-type prespliceosome; precatalytic spliceosome; U1 snRNP.